CAACUAUUUCCUGGUAAAUCGAUGGGUAUAAAUUCUGUACUGAGACAGGAUUGGUCAUCAGUUGAAGUCAACUACCUUAUCACAAACUUCAGGAUGAAUUCUGCGACAGUUCUCCUACUUAUCGUUUUGGUUUCUGCGGGUUGCGCUCUUUCAAAUCCCGCCACGCCUCCAACAACCCUUGAAGAGGAUUUCGACAAAAUUUUCUCGAUUUUCAAAAGACUCAACAGUGGCACCAAGAAUAAUAUGCUCGUCCAUGAACUCAUUACGGGGGUUGAUUGCCUGAUGAGAAGACUUUAUUACAAUUGGCCUGGGCCCCAAGUUCGCGAGGGUCGAAAUGCAGAUCUAUCGGAUGAAAAGUGUACUAUUUGCGUUCUAUGGAGUCAUUUCAUAGAUCUUGUCGAUGCUCUAAAAGGAGCUCUCCCUAAUAAUACAGGACCAACCAGCACAACCAACGCAACCAGCACAACUGUGGAUGGAUAGGGAUCACGGAAAUCGGGUUUAUCUGGUUUUUGAAUAAAAUUGUUGCAUCGAUAAA
Messenger RNA from Hermetia illucens (black soldier fly), 535 nucleotides. RefSeq lists its product as uncharacterized. The transcript has 2 exons. NCBI's taxonomy places the organism in Eukaryota, Metazoa, Arthropoda, Insecta, Diptera, Stratiomyidae. The coding region runs from base 22 to 480 and encodes 152 amino acids. The record is from RefSeq and is a predicted model, not a curated record.